CGUUUGAGAGGCAAGAACUUCCUAAAUAGGAAGUGCGAUCAUCGCUUUCUGUACUUUGGUUCCACAAGUUUCAGGGCUAAUAUCUUAAUCUUUUGGAUAUAAAAAGGAACCUGGGAACAAGACAGACCAUUUACUGAGAUAUGACAACUCCUAGACAGACCAUUUACUGAGAUAUGAAAACUCCUAGACAGACCAUUUACUGAGAUAUGAAAACUACUAGACAGACCAUUUACUGAGAUAUGAAAACUACUAGACAGACCAUUUACUGAGAUAUGAAAACUCCUAGACAGACCAUUUACUGAGAUAUGAAAACUCCUAGACAGAUCAUUUACUGAGAUAUGAAAACUACUAGACAGACCAUUUACUGAGAUAUGAAAACUCCUAGACAGACCAUUUACUGAGAUAUGAAAACUCCUAGACAGACCAUUUACUGAGAUAUGAAAACUCCUAGACAGACCAUUUACUGAGAUAUGAAAACUCCUAGACAGACCAUUUACUGAGAUAUGAAAACUCCUAGACAGACAAUUUACUGAGAUAUGAAAACUCCUAGACAGACCAUUUACUGAGAUAUGAAAACUCCUAGACAGAACAUUUACUGAGAUAUGAAAACUCAUAGACAGACCAUUUACUGAGAUAUGAAAACAGUCUCUGUGGCCUCAUCACUACUGACUUGUGGUGCCUGGUCUCAUCGCUCACCAUGACCCCAACCGGCCAGGCCGAGGAGUGAGACAGCCAUGUCUGAUUCUACCUUGUUCAGAGCCACCAGAAUACUCUGCAGAAGUAUAUCUAGUGACAUGGAGGAGUCUGAGGCCAAGGGCAGAGGAGGAGCUGUCCCCAUGAGGAAGAGUUCAGACAGGAGGGGUUCUGACUGGGGAAGCAUCGCCAUGCUGGAUAAGACCAAGGAAUUCUUCCAGACCUGCGAUGUGGAGGGCAAAGGCUUCAUCACACGCACCGAUAUGAGGAGGCUUCACAGAGAACUACCCCUCACUGCUGAAGAACUGGAGAAUGUAUUUGACUCCCUGAACACUGACCAGAACGGCUACCUCACCCUCGAAGUGUUCUCAUCAGGAUUUAGUCAGUUCCUGCACAGCCGGAGGAUCUCUGUAGCCGAGGACGCAGCACCCACCCUCCCCACUUCUAGGAAGCCCUCAGAAGCCCUAUACCAGAGCCAAUGGGAUGAGAGGUUGACUGGAGGGUGGGAGGAUGAGGAGGAGAGUCACUUCUGUAUGCUGCUGGAGAGCCUAGGGGCCAGCAACGUGUUCCAGGAUCCAGGUGAGGUGCGCAGCUUGUGGGCCCAGCUGAGGAGGGACGAGCCUCACCUCCUGUCGAACUUUGAGGAAUUCCUGGCCAGAGUCACCUUCCAGAUCAAAGAGGCCAAAGAGGAGAGGAGGGAGAUGGAGAGCGCCCUCCAGAGGAAAGCAGCCACACACGACAGUGAGAUCCGCGGUCUGUAUGAAGAAAUGGAGCAACAAAUGAAAAGCGAGAAGGACCGGCUGCUCCUCCAGGACUCGGAGCGCCUCCAGUCUCGUAGUCACGACCUGGAGCACCAGCUGUCCAGUAAGGAGAGAGAGCUGGAGCAGCUCUUCCAGAAACAGAGGAGGUUGGAUCUCCAGUGUCGCGACCUGAGCAGUGAGCAGCAGGAGAGCCGGGUGGAGAAUGUCAAGCUGAAGAUGACCAACGAGGAACUGAGCAGAGAGCUGGAGAGCACCUGUCAGGAACUGUCCUUGGCCCAGGAACAACUGACCAUGCUGCAGGACCAGGCUUCCCGCCUGCACCAGGAGAGAGAGAUGGAAAUGUACCGAGUCACUGAGGGACUACAGAGAGAGAAACAGAGCCUGAUGAAACAACUAGACCUUCUCAGAGAGAUGAACAAACAUUUAAAAGAUGAGCGAGACAUAUACUGUGCUGUGAACCCCAGGAAGUCCCUCAAACAGAAGCAGAGAGCCGGCUUGGUCCAUCUGUUCGCGGACACCAGCCAGCAGCCGGUUAAAAGAGCCUCACUCCUCACCCACAAUGGGGGUUCCUAUGAGUUCCUUGAUGCACUGCCAGUAGAACACCUUCAAAUCUCUUUUGUCUCCUCCCCCUCCUCAUCUAGCGAGGACGAUGUUGACACCGCUUGUCCACCACGUUCGCCGAAAACCAACUACGGCCUGGCCAACGGCUACCACGACUCCAACACCUCGUCUUCAACCCAAGUGGUUGAGGUGGAGGCGCAGGGGGUGAGGGUGAAGGAGAGGCUCUCCAUGUUCGAGUCAGAGAAGACCCUCGCCCCCACCCAGAACGAAAGGGACAGGCAUACAGAGUACCAGAGUAAGCCGGGGGUUGGGGGCGACGGGCUGGACGGUCCCCCAGAUGGGUGGCCUCUCCGUCGGGUUAUCUCCAUCGAGGAGGACCACCUCCCCCACCUGCUUCAUGGAGGGCCCCAGCCCCUGCUGCACCAGCUCAGUGAGGAAGACGAGGAGGAGGAAGAGGAGCAAGGGACGGAAGAUCUGGAGAGUAGUAUCUUAGUUGCCCCUGUUCCUUUACCUGUUCCGGUCACGACAGUGUCCCCCUUCAAACACCGAAGUAGUUUCAGCAGAGUCAGAAAUAUCCCCUCGUCACCUCGAGGGCAGCCCGUCGGCAAGGAGACCCAAAAUAGGGUGAAGGAGAGGGCCGUGCCUGCCCCAGACCGCCUGUUUAAGGUGGUUCUGGUGGGCAACUCCAGUGUGGGCAAGACUUCCCUGCUGCGCACCUUCUGUGACGGCCGCUUCCACCCCUCCAGCCCCGCUACUGUGGGGAUUGACUACAGUGUGAAGACUCUAAUGUUGGACAACACCCAGGUAGCCAUGCAGCUGUGGGACACGGCCGGGCAGGAGAGGUACCGCAGCAUCACCAAGCAGUUCUUCCGUAAGGCAGACGGCGUGGUGGUCAUGUACGACAUCACGUUGCUGGACAGCUUCAAGGCCGUGCGACCCUGGCUCAUCAACGUCCAUGAAGCUGCGGGAGUGGGCAUUCCCAUCCUGCUCCUGGGCAACAAGAUGGACGCGACGUCCGAGAGGGAGGUACCACUUAAAGAUGCAGAGACUCUGGCCCACGACACCCGUGUGAUAUUCUAUGAGGUCAGUGCUUACACCGGCUACAACGUGACAGAGGCCAUGAUCCACCUGGCCAGAGUGCUGAAAGAGCAGGAGGAUCGGGUGAGAGACACGUUUGUCUUACUGGAGGUCCUGCCCGUCAAGAAGAAAGCCUGCUGCAAGUGAAGACACUCUGACAGAAUAGAGAGAGAGAGAGAGCAUUUGGAAUGGAUAGAGACUACUGAUAACAAGUGAAGGAACUCUUCAAUCUAACUCUUUCUCUGUGCUCUCGGAGCCAAAUCCUAACUUUGUGGACAUUUUGUUAAUCAAUGUCUCAAAUUAGGACGGCCCUUCUUUCAGUACCUGUUUGGUUAAAGGCAAAGAGCCCAGUUGAGCUGGAUCCUAGUGGAUUGAACUCUAGUCGACAUUACAACCCUUUGUCUGUUUGGACCUCCUGACUGUAAUGAGCAAUAGACAUGUUUUCUACUGUAGAACUAAUGGUAUAUUUGGUCAAUUUAAAAAGUGGAUCAAUCAUUUCAAUGUAUAGAAUGACUGUUUUUCUUUAGUUGUGAUUAUGUUGUUAAUCAAAACACAGAAUGGAUAUGUAAAUAAGAGCUUGAUUAAGUUUGUAGUAUGUUCCAAAAUAAUGAUUGUCAUAAAUUUGAUUAAAAUACUGAUGUGAAAUCUAA
Oncorhynchus nerka (sockeye salmon) is the source of this 3742-nucleotide messenger RNA. It is a transcript of the gene cracr2ab, whose product is annotated as calcium release activated channel regulator 2Ab. The record is from RefSeq and is a predicted model, not a curated record. The transcript has 18 exons. Bases 735 to 3239 code for a protein of 834 amino acids. Lineage: Eukaryota; Metazoa; Chordata; Actinopteri; Salmoniformes; Salmonidae. Gene Ontology annotation, biological process: vesicle-mediated transport. Gene Ontology annotation, molecular function: calcium ion binding; GTPase activity; GTP binding.